Messenger RNA from Solanum verrucosum, 1404 nucleotides. RefSeq names its product UDP-glycosyltransferase 75C1-like. The record is from RefSeq and is a predicted model, not a curated record. Gene Ontology annotation, molecular function: UDP-glycosyltransferase activity. The transcript has a single exon. Bases 11 to 1390 code for a protein of 459 amino acids. Lineage: Eukaryota; Viridiplantae; Streptophyta; Magnoliopsida; Solanales; Solanaceae.
UCUCGAAAAAAUGACCACUUUGAAUGAUGAUUGUCAUGUUCUUGUUGUUUCAUUUACAGGACAAGGAAAUAUAAAUCCAUGUAUUCAAUUUUCCAAGAAUUUGAUCAAAUUAGGUGUAAAUGUCACAUUCUCUACAAGCCUAACAGCUUUUAAUCGAAUCUCGAAUCUUCCAACCAUACAAGGAUUAACAUUUGCUCCUUUCUCUGAUGGUUUUGAUGGCAACUUCAAUGGUUCUACGAACAGUUUCCGUGAGUUCAAUGCAUCAUUGAGGACUCAUGGUACUGAAUUUGUCACAAAUUUAGUCGAAGACAGGGCAAAACAGGGCUGCCCUUUUAAACGUAUCAUCUACACGACGUUAACUGCCUGGAUUGGUUUAUUAGCCAAGAGUAUAAACGUUCCAACCACGUUUCUUUGGAUUCAACCAGCCUCAGUCUUGAAUAUUUACUACUAUUUUUUCAAUGGUUAUGAGGAUUCUAUCAAGAAUUGUUCAAAAGAUCAAUCUUUUGAGUUUCCUGGUCUGCCUUUGUUGUCUCGUCGUGAUUUCCCUUCUAUUGUGUUUAAUGAUUCGAAUGAUUGGACAUUACUUGCCAUGAAAGAACAUGUUGAGUUACUAAAGAGUGAGACAAACCAAAAAGUUCUUGUGAACACUUUCGAUGCUUUGGAAUUUGAUGCUUUGAAUGUUAUAGAGAAUGUUAGUAUAUUCGGAAUUGGCCCUUUGAUUCCUUCAGCUUUUCUUGAUGGAAAUGAUUCUUCUGAUACUUCAUUUGGAGUUGAUAUGAGACGAAGUCUCGAAAAUUAUAUGGAUUGGUUGGAUUCUAAGGCUAAAAAAUCUGUAAUUUACAUAGCAUUUGGUAGUUAUUCUCAAAUACCAAAUCAACUUAAGGAAGAGAUUGCUCAUGGUUUAGUUUUGUGUAAAAGGCCAUUUUUGUGGAUAAUUAGAGAGGGGGCGAAUGGCGAAAAGCCAUUUGAAAAGUUGAGUUGCAAAGAGGAAUUGGAAGAGUUAGGGAAAACAGUGGAUUGGUGUUCACAAGUGGAGGUUCUACAACACCCUUCGUUGGCUUGUUUCUUGACUCACUGUGGAUGGAAUUCGAGUAUGGAGAGUUUGGCUUCGGGGGUGCCAGUCGUGGCGUGUCCUCUUUGGAUCGAUCAAUUAAGUAAUGCGAAGCUUAUUCAAGAUGUUUGGAAGAUGGGAGUCAGAGUGAACGCCAAUGAUGAAGGUGUUAUCGAGAGGAAUGAGUUCGCGAGGUGUAUAGAGAUUGUGGUGGGAGAUGGGGAAAUAAGAAAAAAUGCAAAGAAAUGGAGGGAUUUAGCUAAGGAUGCUAUGAAGGAAAAUGGUUCAUCUAAUGUCAAUCUCAAGGCUUAUGUUAAUGAGAUUUUGCUUGGUGAAUAAAUCAUUUGUUACUC